AUGUUCACUACGAACUUAUCCCAAGUAGCUGCGUCGCCACCUGCGCCUAAAGGAGGAAGAUAUGAAGCCACUUUGAUCCCUGGUGACGGCAUUGGACCGCAGCUCCUAGAACAUGUCAGGCAAGUGUUUGUAAAGGCAGCUGUACCUGUAGACUUUGAGAUUGUAAACAUCAAUUCCCGCACUUCAGAUGACAAGGAAGUCAUGAAGGCCAUUGCCUCUCUUCAAAAAAAUGGUGUGGGACUGAAGGGCAACAUCCAGACAGAUCACAGCCAGCCCCCUAACCAUAAGUCUAAGAACCUCUUGCUUAGGACCAAACUUGACCUUUUCGCCAAUGUGAUCCACCAUAAAUGCUUACCAGGGGUUAAAACCCGACACAGCGGCAUUGACAUAGUUAUCAUUAGGGAGAACACUGAGGGGGAGUACUCAUGGCUGGAGCACGAGAGUGUGCCAGGGGUGGUGGAAAGCUUAAGGAUUAUCACACGAUCCAAGUCCCACAGGAUUGCCCAGUACGCUUUUGAGCAUGCCCGCAAACAUGGGAGAAAGAAGGUGACAGCAGUCCACAAGGCAAACAUCAUGAAACUGGCUGAUGGGCUGUUUCUCGAGUGCUGCAGGGAGGUGGCAUCAGGCUUCCCAGAUAUCAAAUUUGAACAGCUGAUAGUGGACAACACCACGAUGCAGCUGGUCUCCAGACCAACUCAGUUUGACGUGAUGGUCAUGCCCAACCUCUAUGGCAAUGUGGUGAACAGUGUCUGUGCUGGCCUAGUGGGAGGGUCUGGAUUGGUAGCUGGAGCCAACUAUGGUACGAAAUGUGCCAUUUUUGAAAGUGGAACAAGAAACACUGGGAAGAGCCUUGUGAACAAGGACAUUGCCAACCCAACAGCUAUGCUUCUGGCAAGCUGCCUGAUGUUAGACUACCUGGGAUUAAAGGAGCACUCGAAUAUCAUACAAAAAGCCAUCAUGAGGACCAUGGGGGAGCUGAACAUUCGCACUUUUGAUAUCGGGGGCUCUGCUUCCACUCAGGAGGUGAUCAACUCAAUUCUCCAUCAAAUAAAAUAA
This is a messenger RNA of Acipenser ruthenus (sterlet), 1056 nucleotides long. Its product is annotated as isocitrate dehydrogenase [NAD] subunit gamma, mitochondrial-like. The transcript has a single exon. The coding region runs from base 1 to 1056 and encodes 351 amino acids. Gene Ontology annotation, cellular component: mitochondrion. Gene Ontology annotation, biological process: tricarboxylic acid cycle; isocitrate metabolic process. Lineage: Eukaryota; Metazoa; Chordata; Actinopteri; Acipenseriformes; Acipenseridae. The record is from RefSeq and is a predicted model, not a curated record.